Molecule: messenger RNA, 834 nt
Organism: Lactuca virosa
Lineage: Eukaryota; Viridiplantae; Streptophyta; Magnoliopsida; Asterales; Asteraceae
Source: the annotation of a GenBank genome assembly
AUGGAUUUGGGUGUACAUCAAAAAACCCUAAUCGACCGAGCAUAUGGUGGCGAGCGUCCACCGCUACCUCCUUUGCGCAAAUACCUGAUCCACGUCACCUGCCAAGCUUUCGCCUAUGUCGUCGGAGUAGCCGGAUGGGCCAACAGCGAAUCUGUCGGAAUCGAACCAUUCAGUGCUAAUGUGGCUGUGGAUGGAAAUAUGGUAAACUUAGGAUUAUGGGAUACUGCUGGAUUCUUUCCAUCAAUCUUGUUGUCUGCCACAAUAAGUCCGAUAACUAGAAUUGUUUUAAAGGAUUCAGAGAAUGAUCAUAUCUACCACUCGGAACUUUUUACAUUGACAAAACGAGCAGCAAAAGGUGAACCACAGAAGCUUUCCUUCACUGUGCCAAUUUUUGAACCACAUCCUCCUCAAUACUACAUUCAUGUUGUUUCUGAUUCUUGGUUGCAAUCUGAGGCUUUCUAUACUAUCUCUUUUAAGAAUCUAGCCCUACCGGAGAGCCAUACGGCACACACUGAACUUCUAGAUCUGAAGCCACUUCCUGUGACAGAAAAUGGGUUUUCGUUGGAGGAGGAUUUGGAUGCUCCUCCUGGGCAGCGUUAUAAAAUGAAAGUCGUCCCCACCAGUAAGAACAUAACUUUUGGUGUUGCAGAGGAAGCUUGCUCAAAGAUCAGAAAGAGUAAAAUCGGUGGAACUGUAUCCUACGGAACCAUGGUAAUGAUUCACAUGUCAUAUAGUAGUAUACCAGUAUGUAUGUUAGUAACUGUUUUUCUUCUUGUUCUGAAAUUGGCUGACAUUGCUCCUCUUGGUUAUGGCUUCUGUAUUUUAAUAGCUUAA